Molecule: messenger RNA, 2209 nt
Organism: Juglans regia (Persian walnut)
Lineage: Eukaryota; Viridiplantae; Streptophyta; Magnoliopsida; Fagales; Juglandaceae
Product: AMSH-like ubiquitin thioesterase 2
Exons: 10
Coding region: 872-1528 (218 amino acids)
Biological process (GO): protein K63-linked deubiquitination
Cellular component (GO): endosome; membrane
Molecular function (GO): K63-linked deubiquitinase activity; metal-dependent deubiquitinase activity; protein binding
Source: RefSeq, a predicted model, not a curated record
ACCUCUAUCCCCCGUGUCUCUCUGUCUCUCUACGAUACGGUCUCUCUUGAAGUAACAACUGGUCAAAGAAUUACAAGAGCAUUAACCACAUUUUGGUUGGUUGCCAAGAAAGUACGAGAAUAAAACCAUGAACAAACCACAUUUUCAGUUCUUCAGAUUAUAAGCUUCUUCAUGAACAAGUUUAAUAACAACUAAUUUUAAGAGAAAAAAAUGACUGACUGCUAUUUAGCCAUGCCAGCUGAUCUUCUUUAUCUUAGGUUGGUUAAUUCUUAAUUUUCUGUACGUAGCUCAUGAUCAGCUGGCUUUAAUUGAAAUUACUUGCGACAAGAAAAGUCUCAAAUUAGAACCAGAAACAGUGAGAACUGUGUUUGAGAAUAGAUCAUCGAAGAGAAGGAAAAAAAAAAAGACAAGUCUUCUAAAAGCAACACCCUAAAAUCAAACCAUUGGAGCAGCUAAAAUACAUGCAGUGAUAGAAAUGGUGGGCCUCAGGUGACCGUUACUUGUUUGGCAUGAAGUUGCCCCAAGAAUUCGUGGGAGAGAGGGAGGGGGAAGGAAGGGGGAAGAUCUGAAAGAGGGGUAGAAGAAUUCGUGGGAGAGAGGAGGGGAAGAGGAAAUCUUAAACGUGCGGGUGCAUAUAUUUCAUUCUUGCACCUCCUAUGUGGCAAAUUCGUAUUCGUGAGUGUAAAAACAAAAUUCCCACCCGACCGUCUUGAAGUUUUUCUCCUUUUCGAUAAGUUUGAUUUCAGGAAGAGUAAAGGAAGAAAAGCUGACAAGCCGAAUUCCGAUCAUCCUUAAGUGCAGAAUCGCCAACCACCUCAUCAAUCAGGUUAGAAAUUCUGGCAUAACAGAAAUGUGAGACCAAAGCUCGAGGAUGAUUAACAACAAGAAUUCUGGGAUGGUAUCUAUAUAUACAGUGGAUUCUAAAACUAGUAGCUCUUCGCUUGAAUUUCGUUGUCCAACGAUUGAGAAAGCUUGCAAAUGUCGGCAUAUUACAGUUCAUACUGUCACAUUGUCUUCUCCUUCUACUAUAAUUUCUUGUGUAGAGAAGGUACCUCAAGGUGAAACAUCUUCACAUAUUACUGUUGCUGAUUCAGAACAUGGACACUCAAAGUUGUAUGAUGAGUCGAUGACAUCUAAGAUCUUGCGAGAUGUACAUAUACCGACAAGGUUGAUGGAGGAUUUUCUUGAACUUUCUAAAGUCAACACAGAUAAGGAUCUGGAAACCUGUGGCAUUCUUGGUGCCUCACUUGAAGAAGGAGUCUUUUAUGCAACCACGCUUAUCAUACCCAAACAGGAAUCAACUUCCAGUUCUUGUCAGGCUAUAAACGAGGAGGAAGUUUUUGCCAUUCAAAAUGAGCAAUCACUUUUUCCUGUGGGUUGGAUCCAUACACAUCCGUCCCAAACUUGUUUCUUGUCAUCAGUAGAUGUGCACACUCAGUACUCAUAUCAGAUUGGCCUCUUGGGUAGUUGUAAUCUUGAAAUAGCACUUCUAAGAGAUGGGGUUCUGCAACAAGGUAAUGGUACCUGAGGCUUUUGCCAUUGUCAUGGCUCCAACUGAUACAUCAAGGAGCUAUGGAAUAUUUCGGCUAUCUGACCCUGGUGGCUUGAGUGUGCUGAAAGAGUGCCAAGAGACGGGAUUUCACCCUCACAAAGAGCUCGCGGAUGGAAGUUCCAUUUACGAGGAUUGCUCUAAUGUCUAUAAAAAUUCAAAUCUGAGGUUUGAAAUAUUUGACUUGCGCUGAUAUGCCUACAUUGAAAAUAGGAUUCUCCAUGUUUGUGCACAGUUGACUGGUUUGUAGGAAUUAGUAAACAGGGUCAUGACCUGAGCUACACCACAGAACAGAGGUCAGCUCAGGCAUGCGUCUCCCAUAAUGAUGAUAUGUAAAUCUCUUACAUUAAUUGUACCCGUGGGUAGCCCAAGUGGUAAGGGCGAACUUGUGUGCAUGAGCCUUAUGUCACAGGUUAGAUUCUCCCUGGGAUCAAACGACGAUUUUUGUGGGAGGCUAUGGCAGUGGGUUGCUACAUGAGUCUCCCCAGAGAUUUCGAUUCCAUGGGUGAGUCCUAAGGGCUCUGCUGUGAGGUGGUUCCCCCGUCAUCAAAAAGAAAAAAAUAGUACCUUCUCAAUGUUCUCAUUAAGAUUAUGAGGAUACAUAUUCAACAGCUUGUAACAUUAAUUACAUAAAAUAUUUGAGUAGUUUGUUUAUUACGA